Molecule: messenger RNA, 3239 nt
Organism: Zalophus californianus (California sea lion)
Lineage: Eukaryota; Metazoa; Chordata; Mammalia; Carnivora; Otariidae
Gene: CD99L2
Product: CD99 molecule like 2
Exons: 9
Coding region: 219-797 (192 amino acids)
Source: RefSeq, a predicted model, not a curated record
CCGGGCGCGCCCCCAGCACCAGUGCUCGUGCGUGCCCCUCCUCCGCCCUCCCGGGGCUGUGCGGCGCGCGCCGGCUCUGGGCGGGGUCCUGCAGUGGCGGCGGGGCUCCUCCUCCUGCGGCUCCUCCUCCUCCUCCGUCCCAGCGCCUCCCCGACCUCCCCCUCGGGCACUCUCGCGCUAACUGCGCUCCUCCGGGGCCUCUCCGCCAGCUCCCAGCCAUGGUGGUCUGGCGCUCGGCGUUCCUCAUCUGCCUCGCUUUCUCCUUGGCCACUCUGUUCCAGAGAGGAUCUGGGGACUCUAAUUUACGUCUGGAGGAUGCAUUGAAAGAAACUUCCUCAGUAAAGUAUGAUGAUUUUAACUUGGCUGAUGCCCUGGAUGACCGAAAUGAUCGAGAUGAUGGCCGCAGGAAACCGAGCGCAGGAGGAGGAGGUGGUUUUUCAGACAAGGAUCUUGAAGACAUAUUAGGCGGUGGUGAAUACAAACCUGACAAAGGUGAUGGUCGGCAUGGCAGUGACGACUCUGAAUCCGGAGUGUCGGCCGAGGCCAGCACCAUCGCGGGUGUGGCCAGCGCCCUGGCCAUGGCCCUGAUCGGCGCGGUCUCCAGCUACAUCUCCUACCAGCAGAAGAAGUUCUGCUUUAGCAUCCAGCAUGCAGCAGAAGGUCAAGAGGGUCUGAAUGCAGACUACGUGAAGGGAGAGAACCUGGAAGCCGUUGUGUGUGAGGAACCCCAAGUGAAAUACCUGACGCUACAGACGCAGGCCGCGGAGCCGCCGCCCCCCGAAGCGCCCCGGAUCUGAGGGCCACUGCUCGUGACCGGCGCCUCGUUCCAUUUGGACCCGCUUCUCUGACGUCAUCGGCUUCUCACUCUAACUUCCGGAUGAGCUCGGGGUGUGUGUGAGUUUGGUUUCUGUGCCUGCCCUGCCAGAGGCUCUGAAGAGACUUGGUGUCGAAUCCGAGGCCCAGCUCUGGCAGAAAGCCAGCCACGGGAGAGCGGGGAGCCCGAGACGACGGGGGGGGGGGGGGGUGCACCCGAGGACUUUGAUGCUCCGGGGCUAAGAGUUUGAGCCCAGGGUAGUGCGAGGAGCGAACGGGAGAGCAUCAGGUAACCACACGCUCACACUCCCUCUCUCACACGCACGCACACCACCCAGCCUUGACACUGCUGGGCUUCCAGAGAGCUGGGCCAAGUGGUGGCUUUUCAUUUAUUUAAGUGCAAGCAUGCAUGCCUUGAUAGCCCUGCCCUGAGAAUUUAGGAACCUUCUGGACAAGUAGGAAGCUGUGACUCUGGGGCCCGAUUCUCCUCUGAUUCCACAGGGGACCAGGUGCGGUCUCCUGGCUGACAUGCUUAGCUUUUAGGAAUCAUUUAUGCAUUGAAAUGAGUGUUCCCCUUUUGCCCUGUACGUGUUCUUAUUUUGGUAGCAAAAACUACAGACAUCGAGAACAAGCGGCGGAGCCGGAAGCAUGUUUCUUUCUUUUUUUUUUUUUUUUUUUUGCUUAAAAUUGUAUUUGAGGUGGGAGCGGGAUGGGGAAAGGAACAGUUGCCGGGUUUGGUGACACAUGCCUGACUGCGUGGGUCUGGAAGGAUGAUUCUGCCUGUCCUGUUCUGAUGAAAAGCCCUUGGGGCGCCGCGGGCACCGCGGCAAACGCCAGAACCGAGGGGCCGGCCCCUCCCCUGGCCCGGAGCUGUCCGCUCUGGGCUGGCCUCCUGGAAUGUUCCGCUCGGCCCACGUGUGGUCCUGUCCCUGGGCGCUCCGCUGUCUGAGGCUGAGCCAAAGUCUAGAGCCACCGUCUUCUGAUGAUCAGUUUGCAGUGCCCAAAAGCACUUCCAGAAGCAGAAGUCAGCAGGAGGGUGGCGCCCUACGGACACGGCCCCACGCGUCGUUCGGGCCGGGCGUCCGCUGAGCUGGGACGAGGCAAGGCUGGCUUCCUAAGGAGACCGUGGGAAUCGGAGCAGACCCCGCCGUUGUAGGCCGUACGCCUCGCGUGCGGGGGGUCGCGGCUCUGAGGAACCUGGUCGUGCGCCAGAGGCGUCAGUCGGGGUGCGCUGUCUCCAGCUGCCCUUGAGAGCAGAGCCCGUGCCGCGCCGCCUGCGCCCCGACGGGCCCCUUCCGCAGCGGCCCACGCGGGCCGGGACUGUGUGUCCGCGAGGCGGGUGCGGGGCACUGACGACACCCCCUCUGCUUAAGAGCCCGGGGGCUGUCCGCUCGGCCAGCCUUGCCCCUGCCGCCGAGGAGGGCGAGGGCUGAUGGCCCCAGCCCUGGUUGGUGCCGGGCAGCUCUGGAGGAUUCUUCCUCGGUCGCAGGAGCUGGGGAAGGGUCAGGGCGGCGCCCGGCAGCUCACGGGGUGAGGAUGGCUGCCCACUGAGGUCCCCGGGGCAUCUCAAAGGAGGAAAAAAGAGGUGGCGCUUAGGUGUGGUAACUGACUUGUCUCCCUGCCACGGGCACGUUAGAGGAGUCCUAGCCACCGUGGCACCUAGGAUGAGGAGUCAUGUGGCCCGCGUGUCACUUGGCAUGGCCAGGCACGGCACGGCACGGCACUAGCUAGAGCUAUGGAGCCUGCCGACUAGGAGCCCUGAGGUGGGCUGUGCCCGGCCCCCGGCCCCCAGCUGUCCACCUGAGCUUGACAGGGAGGCUUCCGUGGGUGGUGGAGACCCUGAGCUCCUCCGGCUCUGAGGUACAAUCAGUGGCCGUGAUUGGAGAGACCCCUUUGGCUCUCCCUUAGAAGCCCACAACCCAGCACCCGGGCCGCCUAGUGACUGGACAGGCCGGGAAGGUCACUCCGCCACCUGUUGGCAGAGCUCCUGUCCCGGGGGGCGGGGCAGCGGGCAGGGACGCCUGCAGAAGCCCAGGCUCUUGUAACUGUGUCUGUCUGGAAGUAGCCUGGACCACCCUGGGCCUGUCCCAGAUGAUAGGGAAGACGGGGUGAACCAGAAGGGCCCGUUGGGAAUAUCCGAUCUGUAUCCGCUCACCGGGGGGGUGGAGGCUCAGUGUUGGUAACUCUGAACACAGGAGGAAGGAAGCGUGGCAGCUUCGCGGGGAGGGGCACCCUCCUGGCGUGGGACCCAGGGAACAGUGCCAGGCCCGCUGCCUCGGGCACCUGACUCAGGAGUGCUCGUACCCCUUGUCUGAGGAAGAAGUGGAAACUGAUCUCAGAAACCCCUGUACUUUUUAUGUGCUUGUGUUUAAAUAGGAAUUGUAAAUGGUCUUGUGUUUGCAUUAAACGAAAUGGAACCUAACAGA